Molecule: messenger RNA, 629 nt
Organism: Electrophorus electricus (electric eel)
Lineage: Eukaryota; Metazoa; Chordata; Actinopteri; Gymnotiformes; Gymnotidae
Source: RefSeq, a predicted model, not a curated record
AUGUGUUUCUUUGCCUUAGACACCAGCUUGACGUGUGAGAAUGGGGUCACUACACUCAGCUGUGGAAACGGUAAAAUAAUAAUCCACAGCGCUAAAUAUGGCAGGACUGACUCCACCACGUGCUCUUAUCAACGGAGCCCAUCGGAGCUUUCCAACACCAAGUGUAACACGUGUAGCCCUUACCCCAAACUGGUUGCUAUGUGUCAAGGUCAGAGCAAUUGCUCAGUGCAGGCAUCAAGCAACAUUUUCUCAGACCCCUGUGAUGGCACCUACAAGUACCUGAACAUCUCCUAUUCCUGCAUCUGUCCAGGGAUCCAAACAAGUGUGACCUGCGAAUCACUGCAAAGAGAGUUGACCUGUGGGCAAAGUAAUAUAUCAAUAAUCAGUGCUAACUAUGGCAGGACCAACUCCACUACAUGCUCAGCUGGACGACCCGCAAAUGAGGUUGCAAAUACUAACUGCUAUGCAUCCAGCUCUCUCUCCACUGUGAUCACAUGGUGUCAAGGUCACAAAAGCUGUGUAGUAAAGGCUUCAGCGAGUACCUUCACAGAUCCUUGUCAAGGAACCUUCAAGUACCUGAAUGUCACCUAUGUCUGUGUUAACUAAUGCUCGGGAAAAUCACUGUUCAG